CCGUAUUCAGAAAUGCGCCUUAACUUGAAGCUGCGCCUUGACUUGAACAAGUCCUGCUCAAGACUACACCCGACUUGAACACGCUGAAGGCAGCGAUCACGUUUCAUAAACGUUCUCGCUGCCUUCCUUCGUCAAGUCAAGCCCAAGCUACGCCGCGGUGUGUCUGGGAGCGAGGUUACCAGAUUGAAUGACAGUAAUAAUAAUUUAUAUAUCUGUAGAACCGACGAUUUCCUGAAAGGUUAAGCUAGGUGCCCGUUUGCAGAGAGGCAUUGGCAGAAAAAAGAAAUAAAUAAAAGAAAAUCGCACGAAAACAGCCAUAACCAUCCAAGUCGAUCCACUGCCGCUGGACGGUCACUUUUAAAAUGGCGUCGGAGGAGACGACCGCACCGUGUGGCUCCAGAAAACCGGCACCGCGCUUCACAUCCGAGGAGAAGUCGCUUCUUUUGAGCUUAGUCAACAAUCAUAAAAAAGUUCUAGAAUGUAAAAAGACGGACGUGGCAUCCCUAAGCGCGAAAACUGCGGCGUGGAAGAAGCUCGCUGUGGAGUACAAUGCACAGCAUGGUGUCACGCCUCGCGACCCCAAGCAGCUGAAGAAAUGUUGGGGAAACAUGAAGCAGAAAUGGAAAGAAGAGAAUUCCGAAGAAAAAAGAAAAAUUCACAAGACGGGAGGAGGACCUGCUGCAGCAGGCAUGACACCACUGUCGGCUUUGGUUGGGGCUGUGGCAGGCCACAUGGCCACCAGAAUACCGAAUGAAGAAGACUCUGAUGGCGCAACCUACCUCCCCCCCGUCGACAGUGAGCCUGUUGUUCGGCUCCUGCAGCCGAUGAUAACAGGAGAAGUGGAAGCAACAUAUGACUAUUAUGGUAUAGUACUAUUUCAUGAAACACAUUGCAAAGUUUUUGUGAUAUGUCGAAAGCAAUUUGUUGUGGCAUUUACAUUCAGCGAUGCAAAGUGUGUGCCACAUGAUGAGUAUAAUUUUGAACUAAUGAUCCUUUCAAAGGAGCACAGGAGCCCUGGCCAUCUAGUACAACACGACCACUCAAUGGAUAAUGACUUGAACGCUACAAGUUCACCCAUUGUGGAUCACACUACAGCUGCGCCAGAGCUUCUUGAGUCAAACAAGGAGAACGAGCCAGAACGAGCCAGAGAAUUUACAAGCGAGAGGCCACCCAGAAGCAGGAUGGCACUCCUAGAGAAAACUUUGGCUUCCGAAAAUGAAGUCAGGAUUGCUUUACUCAGGGAGGAGCAAAAGUUGCGAAUGCGUCUGAUGCAAGAGGAGCAUGCAGACAACUUGAAAAAAAGAAAUGAUGAGCAUAAGCUCAAAAUAGAAAUAUUGAAUCUUCAAAAGCAAGUUGAGCUUGCAAAAUUGAAUGCAAUGAAUAAAAGCUGCAUGACACCCUGA
Dermacentor andersoni is the source of this 1403-nucleotide messenger RNA. The record is from RefSeq and is a predicted model, not a curated record. Lineage: Eukaryota; Metazoa; Arthropoda; Arachnida; Ixodida; Ixodidae.